AUGAACAGGGACUGCCGCACAUUCGGCCGCAAACAGGUACACAUUAGAUCUCCCGAAUGGGUUGUGGAAACUGCCGAAUGUUUGGUUGGUGCAGCCAUGGCCACGAAUUCAGCUGAAUGUUCGGCCCGCAAACUCAGGACAAUGGCAAGUGCUUCUGGUUCAGGAACUAAGGGGAACAUGGCAGUGAACAUGCGAAAGGCUCCCCCUUUGAUGGUGGACUCUGCAGCAGGCAUGGACUGUGCUGGGAGUGCUGCUAGGACCAGGGAUGAGGAGGACGGUGUGGUAGAAAAUACGGGUGAGUUGGCCACCAACGCGGUUGGUCACCUUGUUACUGGCAUUAGGAAUUCGCUUGGGGGGAGAGCCGGGAACACAGCUCCUAGUGGGGGGUGGCUAGCAGGACUACGGCUAGGCCCUUGCAUUCUAGUGAUGCAAGACACCAUUCUGUUUCCCUGGUAGUCAUGGGGAAGGAGCGGUUCCCCAAUGUCCCCUCUUAGGCAGUACAGGGGCUACACACUCACUGUGGGUCACCACUUAGGCGAGACAGCAGGGGACAGCCUGAUAGGAUUUCCCCAUGGGUGGGCGGUUAUCGCCACACUCAUUACUCAGACGUUAGGUCUCCUAAGGAUGCUGAUGGGCGGAACUCUAGAUAUCGCUCUAGGAGUGUUCUUAGGGAGCGGAGACAUGGAGACCACAGGGGGUCACCUGGAGACAUUGUCCAGGACCGGCACUCAGGUCCCCCCGUUCAGAGAUAAGGUGACAGACACCGGGCAUAUUGUUCUGCUAGCCGAAGUUCUCAGGAACGGAACGCCAGAGGGCACAAUCCCCGCAGGCAUGGCCUACAGGGUCAGGACUCUGGAUGUGAAGACGGAACUUGCUUAA
Pelobates cultripes (western spadefoot toad) is the source of this 879-nucleotide messenger RNA. NCBI's taxonomy places the organism in Eukaryota, Metazoa, Chordata, Amphibia, Anura, Pelobatidae. The record is from the annotation of a GenBank genome assembly.